AUCAUGUCGAAAAAUGGGCUGCCAUUUCCCCGAAACCUCGAACGACCAGCUAGUUCAGAAUCUAGUCUCAUAAUUUUUCACCAGUGGGGCCCCACUCUUUUCCACUGGCCCAGAGGUCCAAGAAGCUCGUCAAACCGUUAAGAAUUUGAGGAGAUCGACUUGUGCGGGCGCUAAGGCUAGUGCUAGCGGGGUAUAUUCGUUUAUGGCUGCGAAACAUGCCGACAAAACAUUCAAAAUGGUUGGCAUCGUCGAAGAAGAGCGAGAAAGGUGUUAAAGGUGGCUUGAGGAACGGGAAAAGGGGGAGUCGCGGUAGACGGAACGGGGUAACCAAGGGUGCGCAGUCGGUGUCGCAGGAGGAUGUUGCUGUUGAAAGAACAACAAUGCUACUUGAAAGACAGGCCGAGUUGGAUCAGAUUAUGGACAAGCAUGAUACGAUGAUUGCAAAGCAGGACAAUUCGAUUGUGUUUCAGGAGUAUAAGUCGAACUAUGACUUACUCGAAAAAGCCUCUACAUCGGCAGGUCCAUCGCGUGCUACAAGGAGGGCUCAUAUCGAGCGCGUUCAAAACCUUACUACACCACUUUUACCUUCUACCACCUCUCGAGUGCACACCGAACCGGAAUUACCCCUCUCCGCUAAAUCAAAAGGGAAACAGAAGGCGGUUGAUCCAGUCAAUGAUGCCGCGCCUAUUGAGUCGAUUACGCCGAAGAAGCCUGGGAAAGGGAAAUAUAUAUCUCAGCCUCCGAAACUUCGAGCUCUGGCUCCGAUUUUGCCUGCGGAUGGCGAGGCUUCUAUUUCCGUGGGACUUGUACGCGGCAAGAAGAGGAAUAUUGGUGUUGCUUCCCCCACGGGUUCGUCCGCUGUUCCCCCUUCUGCAAAAAAGAAGCGGAAAUUUCAGGAGGGACUCGCAUCGGAAAUGGCGGAGAUUCCUAAUGUCUUAGGGCCCAAGUCAACUGGAUCAGAUGCUAUGCCGUUGGAUCCUUUGCAAACAUCUGCUCGUCGCAAGUCUUUGGUGAGCGUUGAUUACCUCUUUGCCGUUUCCUCGUUUACACGUCUUUCAGCGACAUCCUCCAACUACGAUACGAGAACCACCAACACUUUCUCAACUUCCCAGUGAAGUUGAGCCGCCACAAUCACAAUUCAAUAUCAGACGCAUCAAGCUCAUAGUGCGACCACCACCACCAAUGUACUCUAAUCCCCGCCAGCAUCCCUCUCGACCUCAUUUCCAUUCCUCGCUCUCUAGCUUUUUGAACUCAUAUGUCUCCAUCAAUGACUCAGAUUUAAGCGAGGACGAUCUAAAUCUCAUGGCUCAGAAGAAAGCUGCACUAUUGGACAAGAUGGAGAGCUUCCGGCAACAGGGUCGGCUCAUUAUUGACAACGCGACCUUCAAUGAGAUGUCUAAAACAAGGGGUGGCGUAACCCUCCACGAACCAAAGCAAGAUCGGGACACUUG
Molecule: messenger RNA, 1451 nt
Organism: Suillus fuscotomentosus
Lineage: Eukaryota; Fungi; Basidiomycota; Agaricomycetes; Boletales; Suillaceae
Exons: 3
Coding region: 216-1115 (299 amino acids)
Source: RefSeq, a predicted model, not a curated record